UGUGGCGUCAUGAACACACUGCCUCUGUGUCAACUGUACGGAAAUAUGAGCUUUUGGGCGGACAGUUUCCCAAUCCCUCCACUUCCUUCUCCUCUGAGGCCACUACGCCCAGUCAACAGGAGCAACAGGCAUGCGGCCGUGCAAAGGGAAGUGCUGAACUUCAGUCAGGCGUUUAAAGUUGUUUACCUCUCCAAACAUGGAUGACUCGGACGCGGUCGGGCCCGUCAUUUCUCGCCGGAGACGGGCGACUAUCGCGGCGGGGAGAGGGGCGACCUUGAAGCCGGUGAACGGGAGGGCUGCAUCGGCGAGCCGGAGCGCGGUGUCCGCCGGCAGCAGUAAACCCGACGGCGAGGAGUCAACACAGGGCAAAAGCAAGAACGAGAGAAAGAAAAGAAAGAAUGACCCGGCCCACAGACUGCGCUGUCACCAGUUGCAGGAGUCCCUACUAAGUUCAGGCAGUGGCUACAGAAACUACCGAGGAAUCCUCAACUGGUGUGUGGUCAUGUUGGUGCUGAGCAAUGCCCGCCUCUUCUUAGAGAACCUGUUAAAGUAUGGUAUUCUGGUGGAUCCUAUUCAGGUGAUUUCCUUGUUUGUGAAGGACCCCUAUAGCUGGCCAGCAGCAUGCCUCGUAAUUGUGUCCAACGUGUUCAUUCUGGUGGCUCUCUACACAGAAAGGCAGCUGUCAAUGGGUUCAUUUAGUGAACAUGUGGGGUUGCUGGUCCAUUGCAUUAACCUGUCAGUCACCCUAAUCUUUCCUGCUGCUGUGGUCCUAUUGGUCCCCUCCAUGACUCCAGUUGGUGGUGCAUUUGUUCUUGGUACGUACACCAUCCUCUUCCUGAAGCUGUACUCCUAUAAGGACGUCAACUUGUGGUGCAGGGAGCUGAGCACUGUCAAGGCCAAGAAACUGGCCCGAUCACUGUCCUGUCCCUCUGCACAGCACUUCAAUGGAGGGGACCAGCAGGUCUGUUACCCUGGCAACCUGACUAUCCGAGAUCUCUACUACUUUGUCUUUGCUCCGACUUUGUGCUAUGAGCUCAACUUCCCUCGCUCUCCCAAAAUUCGAAUGAGCUUCCUGCUGAGGAGACUGUUUGAGAUGCUGUUCUUCAUCCAGCUGUUGGUUGGUCUCACUCAGCAGUGGAUGAUUCCUAUCAUUCAAAGCUCCAUGAAACCACUAGAGGACAUGGAUCUGUCCAGGAUGACUGAGAGACUCCUGAGACUGGCUGUUCCAAAUCACUUGUUGUGGUUGAUGUUUUUCUACUGGUUCUUCCACUCCUCCAUGAACUUCACUGCUGAACUGCUGCGCUUUGGAGACAGACAGUUCUACAAGGACUGGUGGAACUCAGAGACGGUGACAUAUUUCUGGCAGAACUGGAACAUCCCUGUUCACAAGUGGUGUCUACGCCAUUUCUACAAGCCCCUGCUGAGGAGUGGGUUUAGUAAAAUGGCCAGCCAAUCAGCUGUCUUCUUCCUGUCUGCCUUCUUCCAUGAGUACCUGGUGAGUGUUCCUCUGAGGAUGUUCAGGCUGUGGGCCUUCACGGGCAUGAUGGCUCAGCUCCCACUGGCUUGGUUUGUUGGCCGCUUCCUGCACGGUAACUAUGGCAAUGCUGCAGUCUGGAUCUCACUCAUCAUUGGUCAACCAUUUGCUGUCCUGAUGUACGUCCACGACUACUACGUCCUGCACCACAGACAGGAGACUGAAUGAUAUGGACACACGACUAUGUUUGCAUAUCUCUCGCUAUAUAUAACUCUCUCAGAGACACACACACACACUUAAACACCACUACUGCUGCAGACAAGUAGCGCCCUCGAUAGGACAGGAUGUAUCACCGCUGCUGAUAGUAAGUUAGUAUGUUUACCUCAGACCUCAAGGCAACUUUAUCAUCUCUCUUGGGAGAAAUAGGAAUGGAUAAAAUGUGUUUGCUGAUAUAGUGGGAUAUGUCAGUGAAAAUAUGAGUACGAAACAAAAUAAUCAUGAAAAAAUAGUGUAAUGUUUCACCUCUGUGACAUAAGCCAGUUUUUCAUAGUUUUUCAUAGUUCAUAGUUUUGCACUCAGGUAAUUUUAUGUAGAAUUUCAGUUUGGGUUGAAAUGUUUGUUGGAUAACGUCCGUGGCAGUGCAAGAGCAGCUUAUACGAUUUCAUUCAUAUUUUUAUAUUUGAUGUUUUACUCCAGUGCUUCCACAAUAACAAGGUUCAGAGGUGCACGAUUUAAUCUCGCUCGGCCUUAUUCUGUUUCUUUUUUUAUGCCAAAUGGAGCAAAUUAAACCACAUUGUGUAAACAAGUAAAGGAAAUAGUCAUCCUGUUUAUUCUAGUGUGUAUUUGGUUAUACAAGUCUUCAACAGUCGUCUGGAUGGGACCUAAUGUUAUGUUUAACAUUCAGUUAGAAUAUUUCUCUGCUUGUUGGGUGAGAGUGGCUGAAUUAUAUCAAAUGUUAGGUCGAUUACAUGAUUCAAGUGCCUUUUGUCGAAAUGAGAGUAUCGUAGAAGUUAUGAAACAUGCCUCUUCCUUGCUUUAAUGUGAGUUUUGGGCCUUCAUUUUCUGUUUUCACUGUGAGAUUGAAUAUGUCUUGGCAAAAAAUGAAUGUACUGAAUGCUAAUAGGAUUUUAUCGCUGUCGAUUUUCAUUUUCAUCAAGGCUUACUUUGGCAAUGGCAGAAUGAAAAAUACCAACAUUAAUGCCCAGGUUUAUGUUUCUGAAAUGUCAUUAAUACUGCACAAUGCCAACAAUGCCAAGACUUUUUAUUUAUUGUUUUUUUUUUUUUUUUUUUUUUUUUUUUUAAGGUUUCUGCCAAAUCUGCAAAGAACUAUACACUAUGCAAAAUCACUGAAUGAAGUUUCGAAGUUCAGGUAUUCUAAUAUUUUUUAUUCUUUAUUCAGAUCCCUGUGGCAGCUACUGUUUCUGGGACUGCUGCCAAUUUAUAAUUUCUGUGUGUUUUAAUCCAGUAUGUUUGUGUCUAAAUACAACAUUCAAAGAAUUAUAUUCCAGUCUUGUUGUUAUCCAUGGUUUAUUUUGUGCCAGUGUAUCUCAGUUUUCCGUGUGUGUUACAUUUAUAAAUGAAGAGCAAAACUGCUUGAAACACAAAGGAUGUGUGUUUUGAGGGACCUAUGACAGUUUUCGUGCUUUUCUUUGUUUGGUGAAUUGGCAAGUAGACAACACAUACGCAAACAAAACAUAUGCAUAUGUUUUUCCAGUUACCAUAAACAUGUACAUAUGGAUAUAUAAUGAGAUACUUUCAUGGCAAUUGAAUGGACAGUGAAAUCUUACCUGCUGCAUUUUUUUAGAUUGGGUAAAGAGCAAACCAUUAGUCUGCUCAAGGUUCACAGUCCAAUGGGAUGUGAAAUCCACCAGUCACUCCUCCCACGCUAUCACAAAUGAUCAAUUCAGUCACUUUCAGAGAAUCAGGGAUCAGCAGUCAUCCAGUGAGCAAUCAGACGUCCUCUCACUAUGGCCACUGACGUCUUAGGUGGAGGAGUGACAUUUUCUCAAAUCAGAUAUGUGUACCACUUAACAAUGGAUUUAAUAUAAUAAAUG
Myripristis murdjan (pinecone soldierfish) is the source of this 3528-nucleotide messenger RNA. It is a transcript of the gene dgat1b, whose product is annotated as diacylglycerol O-acyltransferase 1b. Gene Ontology annotation, cellular component: endoplasmic reticulum membrane. The coding region runs from base 197 to 1702 and encodes 501 amino acids. Lineage: Eukaryota; Metazoa; Chordata; Actinopteri; Holocentriformes; Holocentridae. Gene Ontology annotation, biological process: triglyceride biosynthetic process. Gene Ontology annotation, molecular function: diacylglycerol O-acyltransferase activity. The transcript has 17 exons. The record is from RefSeq and is a predicted model, not a curated record.